AUGUCAAAAUCACACCCAGGAACACUGCAUGAAUACGCCCCAAGGCUGGUCGCCUUCGAAUUCACCAGCUCCACGCCCCAAAAACCACACAGUCUCAUCUUCAUCGGCGGCCUGACAGAUGGCCUCUGCACCGUCCCCUACGUAGCACCACUCGCCGCCGCCCUCGAACCAACCGACUGGUCCGUCUUCCAAGCCCAGCUCUCCUCUUCCUUCGGCGGCUGGGGCACCGGCAAUCUCGACAAGGAUGUCGAGGAGAUUGCGAAAUGCGUCGACUUCGUCCGCAGCCUCAAGGCCUCGGCCGCCACGGCAUCGGCACCCGGGAAGAUCGUCAUUAUGGGCCAUUCGACCGGAAGCCAGGACGUACUGCACUAUUUGUACUCUAUCUCUCCUCAGGGAGACCGGGACUGGCCUGUAGUUGACGGUGCGAUCCUGCAAGCGCCCGUGUCCGACCGGGAAGCCAUGCUCGCGGAGACGCGCAAGCCAGGCGCGGAGGGUUCCGUGGCGAAGGGCGCGUUCGAGCAGCUGGUUUCGCUGGCGCGUCAGGCUCCCGCGGCUGAUAUCAUUCUGCCGUUGAAUCUGAGCAGCAAGGUUGGCUUACCCCCGGACCCUGUCAGUGCGCGGCGGUUCUUGAGUCUGGCGAGUCCGGAUAGUCCUGCGAGGCCGGCGGAGGAUGAUCUGUUUAGCUCGGAUUUGACGGAUCAGCGGCUGCGCGAGACGUUUGGGGCUGUGGCGACGCGGGGGCUUUUGAGGUCGAAGCUGCUGGUGCUGUACUCGGGGAAUGAUGAGUUUGCGGCGCCGUGGGUGGAUAAGGAGGCGCUGAUGGCGCGGUGGAGAGAGGCGACUGAGGCUGGGAAGGCUGGGACAUGGGAUCAGAAUAGCGGGAUCAUACCCGGGGCAAGCCACAAUGUCAGGGAUGAGGGACAGGCUGAUCUCGUUGAGCGCGUCACUCGCUAUCUGAAGGGUAUCUAG
Molecule: messenger RNA, 969 nt
Organism: Aspergillus thermomutatus
Lineage: Eukaryota; Fungi; Ascomycota; Eurotiomycetes; Eurotiales; Aspergillaceae
Exons: 2
Coding region: 1-969 (322 amino acids)
Source: RefSeq, a predicted model, not a curated record